AUGAGCAGUUCACCAUCGAAACAACAGGAUCAAGUGAACCUUAGAUCAGCAGAUGGAUUGAUGCAAGGUGGUGAACUACCACAAUAUGACUUCAAGACCAAGAUGGCUGGCAUUGCUGGCAAUGUCUUGGAAUGGUACGACUUUUCCGUCUAUGGAUACUUUAGUGAUAUUAUCGGAAAGGUCUUUUUUGCUCCAGACGCCACGGGAAAGGCUGCCUUGGUGGAAUCCUUUGCCGUCUUUGGGAUUGCCUUUUUGAUUCGUCCCAUUGGUGGGGCUAUUUUUGGGUACAUGGGGGACAAUGUGGGACGCAAGUCGGCAUUAGAGAAUUCCAUUUUGCUCAUGGCGUUGCCGACAUUUAUCAUGGGAUGUUUGCCAAGUUAUGCCAGUAUUGGUUGGUAUUCUACUGCAUUACUGAUCAUCUGCCGCAUGUUGCAAGGGUUCUCAGUGGGUGGUCAGCUCAUGUCGUCCGUUGUCUUUGCAUUGGAGGCAAGCCCUGAAUCGACAUGGGGGUUCCAAGCAGGAGCUGUAUUUGCUGCAACAACGCUCGGUGCUGUAAUCGGCAGUUUGUUUGCCUAUGCCCUGAGAGAAAACUUGACUGAGGAGCAGAUGGAAUCCUUUGGUUGGAGAAUCCCAUUCUUCUUUGGCGUAGUGGGUAUCAUUCCAGGUCUUUACCUAAAGCAUCGCAGCAAGGAAAUCCCUGUACCAAAACCCGCUCCCCAAAUUAGCCCAGAUGCUGUCACCACUCCAAGUGUUGGUGGGCAUCCCCAACUCGAACGACAGGGAACUUUUCAAGAGACUUUUGCUCCCAAUAAUAGACGUGCGCUCAUUGCUUCCAUGUUGGUACCGGCCUUUACUUCGGGAACCUAUUAUAUCGUAUUUGUUUGGAUGGCCGUUUACAUGCAAACCAUUGUCGAAGUUCCACACGCCUUUGGUAUCAACAGUGCCGUCGGAGUCAUUGGAAUUGGCCUUUGCUUUGCGGGGGGAUGGAUGGUGGACCGAUUGGGGGCCAAAUCCAGGGUUCCACUCAUGUUGGGAUCAUCGCUCGCCUUUGGACUUGUUGCUCCCUACUUUAUUUCCACAAUGGGACAAGGUGAUCCUCUUACCUGUUUCAUUUUGCAAGGAACCAUGGCAGUCUUGAUGGGCAUCUUUGGUGGAGCCAUGCAUCCAUGGUUGAUUUCCAACUUUCCACCCCAUAUUCGUUUGACUUCGACUACCUUGGCCUACAACAUGGCGGUGAGUCUGGUCGGUGGAUUUAGUCCAUUUGUGGCAACAUUGUUGCAAGAAGAAUACGGUAAUGCCGCUCCUGGAUACAUUGUCAGUGUAUUGGCGGUCUUGGCUUGGCUUGGAUUAAUCAUUGGAUCGACGGCAAAGACUUCAUGGAAGGACGAUCGGGCCAAUGCUCCCAAGUUGAGUAGUGUCGUAUAA
Messenger RNA from Cylindrotheca closterium, 1425 nucleotides. Lineage: Eukaryota; Bacillariophyta; Bacillariophyceae; Bacillariales; Bacillariaceae. The record is from the annotation of a GenBank genome assembly.